AUGGAGUCUGCUGAAGGCGAUGUAGUCAAUGGCGCGAAAUCAAAGUCCAGCACGACCCAAGGACAGAAACGACAGCGGCAGAGAGCCAAGCAGGCUUGUGAACCCUGCCGGCUGAGAAAGCGUAGAUGCGAUGGCAAUCAACCGUGUAAUAUGUGUUCGCAGUUUGAUUACAAGUGCUACUUCGAAAGACAUCCCCGGAAGCGUAGCAAGCUGGUCGAACAGCAUGCCCUGGCCGAUGAACAACAGCUCGAGGUUGAGAAUUCCGCUUUCAUCAAGUCGGAAAUCUCCCGGAACAGCCAGCCUAGCAUCGAGGACAUGACCAAGAUGCAAUCCAUGGAGGCCAACUCCGGUAUAGCAUUCACGCGCUUGCUGGGUCAGCGUCUGGACCCAUCCUCUGGACCGAAGCUCUUCACUUUCGGCUGGAAUCUAGGUAGCAAUUCGUACAUUCCGCCUUUGAUGCCGCCGAUUACAGACAUUCUCGACCAGGACCUCAUGACCUCUCUCGCAAACCUCUACUUUGCGAACGUUCACCCAAUCUACGGCUUCCUCGGCAAGCCGUGGGUCAUGGACAAUCUUGCCCUCCGAUUCACCAACCCUCAAGCGUGUGAGGUGCCCGAACAUAUCUUGUGCGGCGUGGCGGCUCUCGGCAUUUUAUUCUCGACACAAGAUCUCAGUGCGAUUCUCCCACAGCUGAUCGAUGUUCAAAAACAGUAUUUGGAGAGCACAAGUACGAUGCUACCGCCCUGUCUGAGCGAUGUACAGUCGUGGGUCUUGCGCUGUCUAAUACUUCGGGUGACCGAUCAUCCCCAUGCUACGUGGUUGGCAACCUGUACCACAAUGCACCUCGUCGAGUCUGUUGGACUGCAGCUGGAAGCUAGCAGUUCCGUUCUACAUCCUGCCACGAUUGAUGUCUCCAAUGAUCCAGAGCUACGGCGGCGGACGUUUUGGGUUGCCCGAAUGCUCAAUUCGUGGGUCAGUUUCGAAUACGGUCGAACGCGGGUGGCAUUACGCGGCAUCACCGUCAGCCUACCAGUUCCAGAAGGCCCGGAAGACCACACGGCGGAUUACAUCGACUUGUACAGUAUCUCAUGUGCUCUGGAUCCCGAACAAUCCGAUUCCAAACCAGGCCAGUGGGAGGAGGAUUAUCUAGAAAGGCUCGACGCAUACCAACCCAAACACGAUGGAAUCGCCUUGUCCAAAGCCAACCUUGGUCUCUGCGGCUAUCGUCGAUUGCGAAUGGCGAAUCCUAAUCUGUCCUCGCCGGUCAUCGACAGGAUCAUCAAGAUAGGUCUUGACGGUCUCGCUGCAGCAAGACGAAUGGCCGAGCAAGGUAUGCCGUGGUGGCAUGUCGCAAACGUACCAUUCCAGGUUGUUUGUGUGUUCCUCGCGAUGGAUGAGAGAAAAUCACUAUCGCACUUAUCUACGGCGAUGCGUACGCUGGAAUUUGUCGUCGAGCGUUUCCGAACAACCGCCAUGAAGGACGCCUUGAAGACUGCACGAUUUCUCAUUCGUCUGUCGAAGAAGCGAAAGGAUGAGGACUCAAACGUGCUGGCAACGACAUUACAGAAAGCCCCUGCGGAGUUUCAAUCGCGGCUACCGUCGGUGGAGAGGAAUUCUCCGCAUCCAGCACCAGUCUUGAAUGGUAGUGUCCUUAUCCCUGCUGAGGAGAACCCCAUGACUGCAUCGAGCAGUGAGGACUGGAAUCUUGAAGCACUCAAUGACUCCCAAUUCGACUGGACCUACUUCCUACAAAACGACGUACCUCUCUAUCACACUUUUGCUCCGGAUGGCACGAUGUGA
Messenger RNA from Ramularia collo-cygni, 1800 nucleotides. RefSeq names its product related to Pdr3p. Gene Ontology annotation, biological process: regulation of DNA-templated transcription; response to xenobiotic stimulus; DNA-templated transcription. Bases 1 to 1800 code for a protein of 599 amino acids. Lineage: Eukaryota; Fungi; Ascomycota; Dothideomycetes; Mycosphaerellales; Mycosphaerellaceae. Gene Ontology annotation, molecular function: DNA binding; zinc ion binding; DNA-binding transcription factor activity, RNA polymerase II-specific. The transcript has 4 exons. The record is from RefSeq and is a predicted model, not a curated record.